Molecule: messenger RNA, 1074 nt
Organism: Ambispora gerdemannii
Lineage: Eukaryota; Fungi; Glomeromycota; Glomeromycetes; Archaeosporales; Ambisporaceae
Source: the annotation of a GenBank genome assembly
AUGGAGAAUAUCGACGAAAAAAACUCGACUACUCUGUUGGAGACUAACACGUCAACAGAGGCAGGUCGUGCCGCGGUAGGUCGUGCCAUGGAAGGUAUUACGUUGUUAAAUGUGAAUAAACGUAUCUAUCGAAUUCCGACAAAUACUCUGCCCAAAGAUUUUGUAAUAAAAAAUCAAAAUGAACUAAUAUUGAAAGUGGCGGAUAAUAAAGAAAUUGCAUUAUUACAACGUGGGUUUUUCUCAAAAGGAAAAGGCGGAAAGACAUUAAAUAGCAUUCAAAGAGAAACUUCAACACGUAUUCAUUGUUCACGUGAUGUAAUUGAGAUAAGGGGAACCCAAAAAGCUAUCGAAUUGGCAAAGAGCCGGAUCGAUGAAAUAGUAAAUGCGUCAUCCAAUAAAAUAAAAGCAACACAUUUCCUUUCACUUCCAAUUACCGAUUCUCACAUUCUUAGAAAAGUCGAGACUUUUCAUUCCGAUGUUUUGUCACUAUCAGUACCGGGAAUCGAACCAUCAAUUCUGAAUAAUCCUUCAUCGCUUCACAUCACUCUAGGAUUGUUAGUUUUACCUCGACAAGAAGAUGUUGAAGGUGCUACGCGUUUAUUAAAAGAGUUGUCAUCGGAAAUAUAUGAUUUGGUUGGUACUAGGACUCUGUUAGUUCAAUUAGCUGGGUUGAAUACUUUUGAUAAUCCAGCAAGUGCGAGUGUAUUAUAUUCAAAAGUGACAGAGCCAGAAGGCCAAGAGGUUUUAGAAAAAUUAGUUGAAUUUUUACAUGAAAGAUUUUCGAAAUCAAGAUAUCUUAAAAAAGAAAACAGACCUGUAAAGUUUCACGUAACAUUAAUAAAUACUAAAUACCGUGGACGUGAAGACGCUACCACUACCACCACUCCUAAUCAGGGUGAUCGUAAUAAACAUUCAAUACCCUCGCGAAUUUCAUUUUCUGCUGAACUUUUUCUUAAUAAGUUCGCCGACAUUAACUUUGGAACUUGUCGGAUUGAGAGUCUGCACAUUAAUAAAAUGGGUGAGCGUGAUCCGGAGGGAAAAUAUAUUUCUGCGGGCAAAAUAAAUUUGCCAUAG